This is a messenger RNA of Aspergillus pseudotamarii, 2079 nucleotides long. It is a transcript of the gene erg1, whose product is annotated as squalene monooxygenase erg1. Gene Ontology annotation, biological process: ergosterol biosynthetic process. Bases 255 to 1493 code for a protein of 412 amino acids. The record is from RefSeq and is a predicted model, not a curated record. Gene Ontology annotation, cellular component: membrane; endoplasmic reticulum. Gene Ontology annotation, molecular function: flavin adenine dinucleotide binding; squalene monooxygenase activity. NCBI's taxonomy places the organism in Eukaryota, Fungi, Ascomycota, Eurotiomycetes, Eurotiales, Aspergillaceae. The transcript has a single exon.
GCGGAGUCUAAGGCGGAAAACCUUUCACAUGUCACGCCACUGCGCCGAUAUCACGGGUCCUUCGUUGCCUUAACUUUUUUAACCUCUUUCCUCCCCCUUACUUACUGACAUUUACUUCCUCCACUCUCAUUCCCUCUCUCUCCCUCCUGGCCAAUUGUCCCUCGAACCUUCUUUCCUACUCUGAAGGAAUAUGCUUUGCGGUCCCCGUCAAUUCUGCCCAAUUCGCUGACCUCCCUCGACCUCUCCCCCGCACAAUGGCCACCACCGCCCCUAACGGUCAUGCUAAUGCGACCCAGUCCGCCGACACGGCCGAAGAACGCAGACGAAUCCACCACGAUGCCGACGUUGUGAUCGUGGGCGCAGGAGUUCUAGGAUGUGCGCUUGCAGUUACACUGGGAAAACAGGGCCGGAGUGUUCUACUGCUAGAAGCCUCGAUGAAGGAGCCGGAUCGCAUUGUCGGCGAGCUAUUGCAGCCCGGUGGUGUCCAGGCCCUGGAGCGGUUAGGCCUGGCGGAAUGUCUGGAGGGGAUUGAUUCAAUCCCGUCUUACGGUUUCUAUGUGUCUUAUUUUGACAAAUCCGUGACUAUGCCUUACCCCAAAGAGACCCCGUCGUCGCCGCCUCCGCGCGGUCGCUCCUUUCACCACGGACGGUUUAUCAUGAAGCUACGGGAAGCAGCUCUGGCCUGUCCCAAUGUCACCGUUGUUGAGACCAAGGCGACGGACCUAAUCACUUGCUCGCAUACCAAGCAGGUUCUUGGUGUGGAGUGCCAAACCAAGGGAAAAAAGGAUUGCUAUUUUGGACACCUCACUGUUGUCGCCGACGGCUACGCCUCCAAGUUCCGGAAGCAAUACCACUCUAAUACUCCGACGGUCAAGUCCCGAUUCUGGGCUCUCGAACUAAUUGACACGAAACUUCCUGCACCUAAUCACGGACACGUCCUCUUAAGCGCAAAUCCGCCGAUCCUCCUGUACCAGAUUGGCACCCACGAGACCCGUAUCUUAGUCGAUAUCCCAGAGAACCUCCCAUCCGCAUCGGUCAAGAAUGGUGGUGUCAAGAAUCACCUGUGGAACGUGACCCUACCGUCUCUUCCUGAGUCUGUCCAGCCAGCCUUCCGCGCCGCACUGGAAAAGGGUCCGUUGAGGUCUAUGCCGAACUCAUUCCUUCCCGCCGCACAGAACAAGACCCCGGGGCUGGUGAUACUGGGCGAUGCGUUGAACAUGCGGCAUCCGUUGACUGGUGGCGGCAUGACUGUGGCUUUCAACGAUGUACUUGUGUUCCGGGAUCUGCUGAGUCCCGAAAAGGUUCCCGAUUUUGCAGACACCGACAGGGUUUUGAAGCAGCUGAAGUCCUUCCACUGGAAGCGAAAGAACGGAUCCUCUGUCAUUAACAUUCUGGCCAUGGCGUUGUACGCCCUUUUCUCUGCCAACGGUUUGUUCUCUUACUCCUAUACCGCACCUUCAUCAAGGUCAGCUACUAAUAUACCGCUUAGAUGAAAACCUCCGCGUCCUCCAGCGAGGCUGCUUCCACUACUUCGAUAUGGGCAUGUAUUCCGAGCCAAUGGGUCUUUUGGGCGGCCUUAUCAAAAAGCCCUUUGUACUAUUCUGCCAUUUCUUCACAGUCGCAUUCCUCUCCCUCUGGGUGCUUCUCCGUGAGGCUCCUCUGUACCAGCUUCCCUGGUCACUUAUCAGAUGCGCGAUGGUAUUCUGGACAGCCUGUGUUGUUAUAUUCCCCUACAUGCUCAUUGAAGCAUUCUGUUAGUAUUAUUAGACCUUUAUAUUCCCUUUGUUUCCCUUACACUUAUGUUUUCGGAGCGAAACGAUCUCUUCUCGUUCAAAUUCUUAUGGCUUGGUGUAUGAUACGAGUUUUACUUCGCUUACCUUCUCAUGCUGUAAUAAUAUUUCCAGACUGCUUAUGAUUUAUAUGCUUUUAUUGAGCCAGUUACCUUCCCACAGCGAUGAUAGAACGGAGAUAUACAAAAGCUUGUACAUACAUAUACGAAUUAUACAAUUAAUAUAUACUGAUCACAUGAAAUCCGAAUCCCAGUAUCUCUAAUCACUAUAAAUAGAACUCCCCAAAAGC